Molecule: messenger RNA, 2645 nt
Organism: Adelges cooleyi (spruce gall adelgid)
Lineage: Eukaryota; Metazoa; Arthropoda; Insecta; Hemiptera; Adelgidae
Product: molybdate-anion transporter-like
Exons: 2
Coding region: 333-1694 (453 amino acids)
Biological process (GO): molybdate ion transport
Cellular component (GO): membrane
Molecular function (GO): molybdate ion transmembrane transporter activity
Source: RefSeq, a predicted model, not a curated record
ACGUAAAUAAUAAAUAAACCGUAAUAUAAUAGUAAUUAUUAAUAUUAAUAAAUAAUAAUAUUACGAUGUAACUUCCAAACGAUUCGUUCAUAUUUUUCAUCUUCAUAACUUCGAAUAACACAGUUUGUUCUACGUAUUCACUCUGUUCAGUAUUCCUAGUGUUGUUGUGACCGUUUUUUUCCCGUAAAAUAGUAAACUUACUAUUUAGCCAAAAUAGAAGAAAUGGUAACUUAGUAACAACUGUACUUACGUCAACAGCGAAUGGAUAAAUGAAAAAAACUAAAAACUGGCAUACCAGAUACGACAUGUUGCAAUGAAAACGUGGUGUGAAAAUGUUUGGUAUCGCGAUUGCUGUCUUGGUGGCGGUAACAUUUGUUUUAUUUACCGUGUUCAAGAAUAGCUCCGUAGACAAACUCCGACAAGAAACCAACUCGAAUUUCAAAAAGAUCCAAAAACGCUACUUGCUCAUAUACUGUUUGGCGGCGUUCUCCGACUGGUUACAGGGGCCGUAUGUCUACAGUUUAUACAAACAUUUUGGUUACAAUGAAGGGCAAAUAGCAAUAUUGUUUAUUACCGGUACACUGUCGAGCAGCUUGUUUGGAACAAUAACCGGCGCUUUGGCCGACAUCUAUGGGCGCAAAUCACUCUGCACUUGGUACGGAAUAUUGUAUACGGGAUGUUGUGUCACCAAAAUAUUUGGCAACUAUCAGCUGUUGAUCCUCGGACGGAUUCUAGGUGGCUUAAGCACAUCAAUAUUAUUUUCGGCGUUCGAAUCGUGGUACAUCAACGAGCACAUAAACCACUACAAACUACCCAACGAAUGGUUAAAUAUCACUUUUGCCACAACGACGUUUUGUAACGCAACACUCGCCAUAUUGGCCGGUCUCAUCUCGUACGUUCUAGUUACUGUUUUAGAGUUUGGGCCCGUCGCACCAUUUAUAAUGGCCAUUCCAUUUCUGUUGACUACAAGUUUACUGGUGAGAGUAUUUCUACACGAACAUUACAAGCACAAUACAAAAUCGGCUUCGGCAUCGCUAAAACAGGCUGUCGUGCUUUGGCUAGGUAAUAAGCACAUUUUUACUCUGAGCAUGGUCCAGUCGUUGUACGAAGGUGUCAUGUACUUGUUCAUUUUUUUUUGGACGCCCGCUUUGGAUUCUAUAAAACCACCUUUAGGACUUGUGUUCUCAAGUUUUAUGUUAGCCUUGAUGAUUGGCUCAAAGUUGUACUCGUUGAUUAUUGAACACCGGUUGUUGGAACCAAACGGGCUGUUGGUAUUGUCCACACUUUUGGCGACAGUAUCGUUUUUAAUAUGCGCAUUGGCCAUGUCCAAUGUGUUUGUUCACCAUGCGUCAAAUUCAGUCAAAGUAUGCUAUUUAUUGUUUUUAUUAUUCGAAAUAUCCAUCGGUAUGUACUACCCGUCAAUGACUUAUUUAAAAAGUCAGGUGAUCCCUGAAAAGGUCAGAGUUACCAUAUCGAAUGUUAUAAAAAUACCGAGUAAUUUGUUUACUUGUUUAGCUCUGUUAUGGAUUCGAGACAACCAACAGAGCAUAAGAACCGAUUUCUAUAUUAUUUUUACAGUUUACUUGAUUUGCUUCAUUGCCACUUUUGUCACGUUUGUAAGCUCCAAAAUAUUUUCAGUCCUGUACCGCAAAACGUAUUUAGAAUUCGAAAAACGUGACGAAUUAGAGAUAUAAAGACUAAUAAAUUGGUAGCCUAUUAUAAUUUUGAGUUAUUUUUUAUUUAUUGACAAUCGUUAUUAUGUUAUAAUAGCUACUAAUAGACUAUAUAUAUUAGGGCGGUUCUUAAAUGAAACAUAGCGUUGGAAGGCCGUUAUUCGGUUAUACUUUUCUUUGCAUCAGAUUAUACUAGUAAUAAGCUUUAUUUAGAAUUUGUGAAAAAAUUUAUACUUUUUUAUUUAAUUAUAAAUUUGACGUUCAAACUGGGAGACUGAGGUAAUAAAAUAAAAGUCUAAAAAAAUUAAGGAAAUAUUUUUGGAGUUGAUUGAUAGUUAUCCAAUAUGGAAUUAACCAAUAUAAAUACUACCCUAAAAUAUAUUUAUUAUUUAUGUAUAUAAAUUUAGUAAAAUCUAAAUUAUCUAAAUUCCUAGCUAAAAACUGUAUACUUUAAUUUUUAAUGAUUUUACAGAUUAUAUUUUUAAGUAAUACAUACAAUUUUAUAUUUAAAAAAAAUGAAAAUCUCAAAACCGUUCAAUAUUAUCAUAAAUAAUCGUAAAUCAUAGAAAAAUAACAUAAAUGUUUAGGCUAUUUUAAAGAAAACCAAAAAAGUUAUUAAACAUGUUUUAGUUUAAAUUGAACAAUUUUACACCCCAUUUGGUGUUUACAAAUUUUUGUUCAAUUUGUUUACAUAAAUUACUCCGCCUGAUUACAACAUAUCCCAUUAUAAGUUUCAAAAUAUUUUUAUUAAUUAGCUUUUGUUAUGAUCAAGGGUAACAAUUAUAAUAAUUUAUACAAAUAACUAUAUAUUUUUUUAGCGGGUAACUAAUUUCAGUUACCAGAUUGUACCAAGUGAUGAACUAAUUUGGGAUUCAACUUGAUAUUAUUUAUUUUAUUUUUUUUUUGCAAAUAUGAUAUUUUAACGUUAUGUAAUAGUUUUUAAAUAAUUGUGUAGUUAAAAUUAUUUAUUUU